Messenger RNA from Mus musculus (house mouse), 2401 nucleotides. It is a transcript of the gene Fbxw5, whose product is annotated as F-box and WD-40 domain protein 5. The record is from RefSeq and is marked validated. Gene Ontology annotation, biological process: regulation of cell cycle process; proteasome-mediated ubiquitin-dependent protein catabolic process; regulation of centrosome duplication. Bases 571 to 1896 code for a protein of 441 amino acids. Gene Ontology annotation, cellular component: SCF ubiquitin ligase complex; cytoplasm; Cul4-RING E3 ubiquitin ligase complex. Gene Ontology annotation, molecular function: protein kinase binding. Lineage: Eukaryota; Metazoa; Chordata; Mammalia; Rodentia; Muridae. The transcript has 9 exons.
GAAGGGGGGGGGGGGGGAACGGUCCAUCGAUGCCUCGGGGCUCUCAGCGUCGAGCCUGGCGCCUCCAUAAAGACGUGGAGGUGGAGACUAGAGCGGCGGCGGAAGCCGGGCGCAGCGCAGCGGGCAGAGGCACCGCGGACCGUCUGGGCAGAAUGUCACGAUGGAUGAGGGGGGCCUGCCCCUGCUCCCCGACAGCCUUGUCUACCAGAUCUUCCUGAGUUUGGGCCCUGCAGAUGUGCUGGCUGCUGGGCUGGUAUGCCGCCAAUGGCAGGCUGUGUCCCGGGAUGAGUUCUUAUGGAAGGAGCAAUUCUACCGCUACUACCAGGUGGCUCGAGAUGUGCCCCGCCACCCAGCGGCCACAUCCUGGUAUGAGGAGUUCCGGCGGCUCUAUGACAUGGUACCCUGUGUGGAGGUGCAGACACUGAAGGAGCACACUGACCAGGUCCUGCACCUCAGCUUCUCCCACUCGGGGUACCAGUUUGCCUCCUGCUCCAAGGACUGCACGGUGAAGCCUUUCUGGAACAGAUCUGGAACAACGACCUGACCAUCUCACUGCUGCACAGUGCAGAUAUGAGGCCAUACAACUGGAGUUACACCCAGUUUUCCCAGUUCAACCAGGAUGACUCACUGCUGCUGGCCUCAGGGGUGUUCCUGGGGCCACAUAACUCCUCCUCAGGCGAGAUAGCUGUCAUCAGCUUAGACUCCUUCGCCCUGCUGUCCCGUGUGCGAAACAAGCCCUAUGAUGUGUUUGGCUGCUGGCUCACAGAAACCAGCCUCAUUUCGGGGAACCUGCACCGCAUUGGAGAUAUCACCUCCUGCUCAGUGCUGUGGCUCAACAAUGCCUUCCAGGAUGUGGAGUCAGAGAAUGUCAACGUGGUAAAGCGGCUCUUUAAGAUCCAGAACCUCAAUGCCAGCACCAUCCGCACAGUGAUGGUGGCUGACUGUAGCCGCUUUGAUAGCCCGGACCUCCUGCUGGAUGCUAGCGACCAGGCUGGGCUCCCCUGCCGAGUCUUUGACCUAGGUGGGGACACUGAAGAAGAGGCCACUGACCCAGGUUUGCACACUUCUGGUUCUGACCACGUCAAGAAAGGUUUACGGCGUGUGUUUGAUAGCGUCUUGGAUGGACACGGACAGCUAUCGGAUUGUGCACUGGAGACCAAGGUGGCUGAGCUGCUGGCCCAGGGCCACACCAAGCCUCCAGAGUGCAAUGACGCUGACACCAGGAAUAAGUACCUCAUCUUCACCACUGGCUGCCUCACGUACUCACCGCAUCAGAUCGGCAUCAAGCAGAUCCUGCCACACCAGAUGACAACUGCAGGGCCCGUGCUGGGCGAGGGCCGGGGCUCUGAUGCCUUCUUUGAUGCCCUGGACCAUGUCAUUGAUGUGCAUGGGCACAUCAUUGGCAUGGGCCUGUCUCCUGAUAACAGGUACCUGUAUGUGAAUAGCCGUGCCUGGCCCCCUGGCUCAGUGGUAGCCGACCCCAUGCAGCCACCACCCAUUGCGGAGGAGAUUGACUUGCUGGUGUUUGAUCUCAAGACCAUGCGAGAGGUGAAGCGAGCUCUUCGAGCGCACCGUGCCUACACACCCAAUGACGAGUGCUUCUUCAUCUUCUUGGAUGUCAGCAGGGAUUUUGUGGCCAGUGGGGCUGAAGAUCGGCAUGGCUAUAUCUGGGACCGCCACUACAACAUCUGCCUAGCCAAGCUGCGGCAUGAGGAUGUGGUCAACUCCGUGGCUUUUAGCCCCCAGGAGCAGGAACUCUUGCUGACAGCCAGCGACGAUGCCACUAUCAAAGCCUGGCGUUCACCACGCAUUGUUCGUGUUCUGCAGGCUCCACGCCCUCGCCCCCGCCCUCGCCCCCGCCCCUUCUUCUCCUGGUUUGCCAGCCAUAGGCGCUGAAGGCUUCAGUGAUUUGAGCCAUUGGAACCUACUGGGGAAAAUGGUACCCCGUGGUUCUUUAUUGCACUGGGGCAGAGUAGCUCAUAGCAGCAAUGCCUUAGGAGGGGCAGCCUGACCCCAACACACACACACACACACACACACACAAAACCUGCUCACUUAGCCAUAAGGCUUAGCACUAGGGUAGCCCUUGUUGGCAGCACCAGAUCCCAUGCUAGCCUCUUGGCUAGCUUGGGGUACACAGGUCAUUGGGAACCCUGUUCUUCACCUACCCUCUUCCCUUGGGUUGGCAGCUCACACAGGUCCAAGCUGGCUUCUGCCUGGGUACCUUUCAUAUUCAGCCAAACCCACACCCUUGGAUGUCUUGAGUGUACCCUGGGCAGCAGGCCACAGGCACUGGUCUCUGAUAAUUCAGUUUUUGCUACUGAGUGGCCUGCAGUGGACUGUGGGUGCUGCAUGCUGCACUCCUGAACUGUUUGGGCCUGAAUAAACAGUUGGCAACAGC